AUGGGACUGACCGGGUUCACGGGGCUUCGGGGAAUCCUUGGACAUCCGGGUUCAAAAGGUCAAAUGGGGCAACAGGGGGAGAAGGGGCCACCCGGAGGUUCUGGUGUCACUGGAACGGCAGGCCAUCGAGGAGAAAAAGGGGAGACGGGUUACCGAGGACAGCUUGGUUUCCCAGGUUUGCUGGGUCCACGAGGAGAAAAUGGAAUAUGCCCUGCAGCUUGUCAGCGUGUUAAGAACCCCCCUGGUCUACAAGGACCCCCGGGAUCAGCCGGAGUCCGGGGAAUUAAAGGAUCCCGAGGUACCAAGGGUAAUAAGGGGGUGUCGGGUAAAGCCGGAGAUCCCGGGAUGAGGGGCCAGAAAGGUACCCUGGGUGAGCAAGGCAGCUGUAAGUGUGCCAAAGGAGCAGCAGGUAACAAGGGAGCUAAAGGGGACUCGGGGGAUCGAGGUACUGCCGGCCCACAGGGGUCGAAGGGCAGUCCAGGAGUUCCGGGCCCCGCCGGCUCCAUUGGGCCUUGUACCCCUGCCAUCAAGUCAGCUUUCUUUGCACAUGUCAACCAAUCAUUUCCCGCUCCUGAGCGGCCCGUUCCUUUCCCGCAUGUCAUCACUAAUCAGCAGGGCCACUUCGACCCUCUUUCAGGGAUUUACACAGCCCCCGUCAACGGUACCUUUGUCUUUACCUUCCACCUAGCGGUUGCCCAGAAGUGGCUAGAUGUGGCUUUAUUCCUCAACUCCCAGCCGGUGGUCAACAGCAAGCGCAAGUACACCUUUGGCCACACGGUGGUGCUGCAUUGCACUGCGGGGGACACGGUGUAUCUUAAGGUGAAGGACGUACUCAGUAACGGUUUGUAUGCGGCUAAAGACAGCAGCAGUACUUUCAGCGGGUAUCUGCUGUGGCCCGACGCCUGCUGGGUUUUAUUCGCUCCACUGUAA
Nerophis lumbriciformis (worm pipefish) is the source of this 930-nucleotide messenger RNA. The record is from RefSeq and is a predicted model, not a curated record. NCBI's taxonomy places the organism in Eukaryota, Metazoa, Chordata, Actinopteri, Syngnathiformes, Syngnathidae.